Molecule: messenger RNA, 1533 nt
Organism: Tupaia belangeri chinensis (Chinese tree shrew)
Lineage: Eukaryota; Metazoa; Chordata; Mammalia; Scandentia; Tupaiidae
Gene: FGF14
Product: fibroblast growth factor 14
Exons: 5
Coding region: 710-1468 (252 amino acids)
Molecular function (GO): growth factor activity
Source: RefSeq, a predicted model, not a curated record
GCUCACGGUUGCUGGAAACUGGAAGAGUGAGAGGAAGGAGGAAGGGGAUUUGUGGCGCUCUCUACCUACUCCAAGACUGACAAGGGGAGGGGGCACCUAGAUUGGCAUCUUUUCUUCGUGGUGAUUGAGAACUGCAGGUUCAAUCCGAUCCCACUGAGCUCUGGCGAUUGAUUAUAAAAAAAAAAAUCGACACUGGGAGAAGGGAGGCUCUGUCUUCGGCUGUCAGACUCAGUCUCGAGGUGGUAUUGGUGUGUGAGUGUGUGUGGUGUUCUUUUUUUUUCUUUUUCUUUUUUUCUUCCUUUUUCUUUCUUUCUUUCUUUUCUUUUUUCUUUUUUUUUUCCUUCUCUCCUAGGGACUACACAAUGGCAGUCUUCUCUCAGUAAGAUGAAUCCUGCUUUGCCUUCUGCAGAUCCACCCAUCCUCACAGCGACCAAGUAAAAAGGCUAUGGUUUUCUCUUUGGGGAUCUUUUGUGCAUUACUGUUCUCCCUGAUUAGUUUUGAUCUCAGCCGGGAUUUCUCUGCUUUUUUGUUUGGCUUCGUGCUGAAAAAGGAUUUUUUUCCCAACCUUUUGGUAAUAAUCUGGUGGUGAUCCAGGGGGUAUAAAUCAUUCACCCUGGCCGAGAAAAAACAAUCACUGAGAAGUCUCAAAGAAAUAUACCACGUGAGGGGAGAAAACUGGGAGAAGAUCCGGAAUAUUAUCGUGUUUCCUAUGGUAAAACCGGUGCCCCUCUUCAGGAGAACUGAUUUCAAAUUAUUAUUAUGCAACCACAAGGAUCUCUUCUUUCUCAGGGUGUCUAAGCUGCUGGAUUGCUUUUCGCCCAAAUCAAUGUGGUUUCUUUGGAACAUUUUCAGCAAAGGAACGCAUAUGCUGCAGUGUCUUUGUGGCAAGAGUCUUAAGAAAAACAAGAAUCCAACUGAUCCCCAGCUCAAGGGUAUAGUGACCAGGUUAUAUUGCAGGCAAGGCUACUACUUGCAAAUGCACCCCGAUGGAGCUCUCGAUGGAACCAAGGAUGACAGCACUAAUUCUACACUGUUCAACCUCAUACCAGUGGGACUGCGCGUUGUCGCCAUCCAGGGCGUGAAGACAGGGUUGUAUAUAGCCAUGAAUGGAGAAGGUUACCUCUACCCGUCAGAACUUUUUACCCCUGAAUGCAAGUUUAAAGAAUCAGUUUUUGAAAACUAUUAUGUAAUCUACUCAUCCAUGCUGUACAGACAACAGGAAUCUGGUAGAGCCUGGUUUUUGGGAUUAAAUAAAGAAGGGCAAGUUAUGAAAGGAAACAGAGUAAAGAAAACCAAACCAGCAGCUCAUUUUCUACCCAAGCCAUUGGAAGUUGCCAUGUAUCGAGAACCAUCUUUGCACGAUGUUGGUGAAACGGUCCCGAAGGCUGGGGUGACGCCAAGUAAAAGCACAAGCGCGUCUGCAAUAAUGAAUGGAGGCAAACCAGUCAACAAGAGUAAGACAACAUAGCCAGAUCCUCACAGGUGUUGUGACUUAUCCGUCCUGAGCACAGUUGAGUGAUUUAUCCUUACCAG